UGCAGGGUGGACAGAGGAGUCCUAUGUGGCCCUGCUUGGGCCCUCCCCAGUGUGGCCUGGCACCACCCCUCUCCUCACUGCACUAAAGCCACACAGCUGGCGGGGGUGGGGGGUCCGAGCCUGGGUCCUGAUGCAGCCCUGGGACCCCGCCAGCUCCGGCUUCGGCCCACACAGCCAGCCGGCCCUUGUCUCCACUCUGCUUCCUGGGUUGGAGAAGCAGGCACUCCUGUGUUGCCCCACAGCUGUUCUGCAGCCUCCCCGUGGUGCCCGAACAUGGGGGCCCCACGUGUCCCCGAGCGGACUGUGCUCUUCCAGCGCGAGAGGAGCGGCCUGACGUACCGUGUGCCCGCGCUGCUGUCUGUGCCCCCUGUGCCCACCCUGCUAGCCUUUGCGGAGCAGCGGCUCAGCCCUGAUGAUGCCCACGCCCACCGCCUGGUGCAAAGGAGCGGCACGCUGGCUGGGGGCUCCGUGAGGUGGGGUGCCUUGCGCGUGCUGGCGACGGCGGCCUUGGAGGAGCACCGGUCCAUGAACCCCUGCCCGGUGCAUGACGCCCACACGGCUACCAUCUUCCUCUUCUUCAUCGCGGUGCGGGGCCACACGCCCGAGGCCACGCAGAUUGCCACCGGCAGGAACGCCGCUCGCCUCUGCUGCGUGACCAGCCGGGACGCGGGGCGCAGCUGGGGUGCGGCCAGGGACCUCACGGAGGAGGCGGUGGGCGGCGCAGAGCAGGACUGGGCCACAUUUGCCGUCGGCCCGGGCCACGGCAUCCAGCUGCGCUCCGGCCGCCUCCUGGUGCCGGCCUAUACCUACCGCGUGGACCGGAGGGAAUGCUUCGGCAGGAUCUGCAGGACCAGCCCCCAUGCCUUCACCUUCUACAGUGACGACCACGGUCGCACCUGGCAUCGUGGAGGCCUUGUGCCCAACCUUCGCUCGGGCGAGUGCCAGCUGGCUGCGCUGGACGGUGGGCAGGCGGGCGGCCUCCUCUACUGCAACGCCCGGAGUCCCCUGGGCAGCCGCGUGCAGGCACUCAGUACAGAUGAGGGUGCCUCCUUCCUGCCUGGGGAGCUCGUGCCGGCACUGGCUGAGACCGCCUGGGGCUGCCAAGGCAGCAUCCUGGGCUUCCCUGGCCCGCUCCACUCUCUAAGGGUUGAGAGAUGGUCGGCAGGUGCCAGGAACCACCCCCAGUCCCCACGCCUCUGUCCUGGAGUCUGGCAACCCUCAGAGGAGGGUAUUACAGACACCCAAGGGGACCAAGGGCUCAGCGGGAUGGAGGGAUGUAGGUCCAGCCCUCAGGAGCCUGGCCUGGGGCCUGGGCUCAGUGGGACCAGGGGCACCUGGGCCCCAAGACUCCCUUGGCUCCCUGCUACCCUGUUUCAGAGCCCCACCUGGCUCCUGUAUUCCCACCCGGUGGGCCGCAGGGCUCGGCUCCACAUGGGAAUCCAUUUGAGCCGGUCCCCGCUGGACCCCCACAGCUGGACGGAGCCCUGGGUGAUCUACGAGGGCCCCAGUGGCUACUCUGACCUGGCCUCCAUUGGUCCCACUCUCAAGGGAGCCCUGACCUUUGCUUGUUUGUAUGAGAGUGGGGCCAGGGUCUCCUACGAGGAGAUCUCCUUCUGCAUGUUCUCCCUCGCUGAGGUCCUGCAGAAUGUGCCGGUGGACCCCAAACCUCGCAGCCGCGGGGGUAAGCCUCAGGAGCGCUGCCGGCCUUCCUGAUGGGCCCUCUCACCAGACCCAUUUGUAUGUCCCUAACACUGUGCUUUGAAAUAUGACACAAAAGCAGACAGACCUAGAGAAGAAAAUAGAGCCAUAGUUGUAGUGGAAAAUUUUAGACACAUGUCCUAGUAACCGAUAGAGCAAACGGACAAAAAUCAGUGAGGAUACAGAAGAUAUGGUCAGGUUGCUGGGCAGACCUUAUUAAAUGGACACACAGAGAACCCAGCAGGAGAUAAUCGCGUUCAAAUACACCUGUUUACACCUGUUCAAAUACACUCAGGUGUAAAAACUGACAUCAUGCUGGAUCAUGAAUUCAAGUCUCUAUAAGACUUCGAAGGAUUGACAAUUACAGUGAAAUUGAGCUAGAAAUAAACGUGAAUGGAAAUUUAAAAUUUUCCUUGUGAAGGUUUCUGAAAAUUGAGAAACAUGAUUCUGAAUUGCUCCUGGUCCAAAGAAGCAGGUCUGGUGAAAGUGAGGAAAGAGUCUGAAAUUAAUUAUGUGAACACUGCACGCACUGUGCGAGAGGGGCUGAAGCGAGGGCUGCUGCCGCCCCACCGUAGUGGGGGCAGGAAACUGAAUCCAAGGGGGAGGACAAAGAAGAGAACAAUCAUGAGCAAGCCUAGAGGGAUAGGAAAAAUCAUACAGUAGAGGGAAUAAAGAGAGCCAAAGCCGGGUUUUUAGAAAACCGAUUAAGCUGAUAAUCUUGUUGAGACUGGUGAUAGAAAAAAGAGAGAACCGUGAAUAAGCCGCAUCAGGAAUGGGAGAGGGUGUGCGGGGCUCCUCCAGAUGUUCAAAGAUUUCAAGAAGAUAUUAGGAACCUUUUU
Lutra lutra (Eurasian river otter) is the source of this 2537-nucleotide messenger RNA. RefSeq names its product neuraminidase 4 (gene NEU4). Gene Ontology annotation, cellular component: membrane; cytoplasm; lysosome. Gene Ontology annotation, molecular function: exo-alpha-sialidase activity. Gene Ontology annotation, biological process: oligosaccharide catabolic process; ganglioside catabolic process. The transcript has 4 exons. Bases 274 to 1713 code for a protein of 479 amino acids. The record is from RefSeq and is a predicted model, not a curated record. NCBI's taxonomy places the organism in Eukaryota, Metazoa, Chordata, Mammalia, Carnivora, Mustelidae.